Medioppia subpectinata is the source of this 3630-nucleotide messenger RNA. NCBI's taxonomy places the organism in Eukaryota, Metazoa, Arthropoda, Arachnida, Sarcoptiformes, Oppiidae. The record is from the annotation of a GenBank genome assembly.
AUGUCAAAAAUACUUUCGUACACACCAUUGGCUGCCAGUGACCGCUCAACAGCCGCAAAAGUGGCCGCAAUUAGCGAUAUCAAUGACUGGCCAACGCUGGGAGAGGUGCACAAACACGAGGUGACACACCAGCAGCACCUGAACACCAGCCCCACCACCAAUGGUGACCACCAGAUGCCUCUCCCGGCGGGGCCCACCUCUGCCGCCGCCUCCCCCGCCAUCGCUCAGCCGCCGCUACCGACUACUCCCGUUAAGAGCGCGUGGGCGACGAUAGCGCCGCCGCCAUCACUACCGCCACCCAUAUUGACCGCCAACCGGUCAUCAGUGCCUUCAUCUGCCACCAGUUCCUCAUCACUAUUGCCAGCGAAGACACCGACGACACCAACGGAUGCGGCGAUUGUCGAUAGCGACAGCUUUGUGUCCGGCGACGAGUCCCUAUCGGUUCGCACGACACCGCUGUCCACCCAAUCCAUGCCACUGUUAAGGCCCGCCGGCGGCCCGAAGGCUAACCACCGGACAGACCGCAACUCUUCCUCUCAAGAGGACGAUGAAUGUGUUGUCAAUGAGAACAGUGUUGACGUUGGCGUCGAUGGCAAGCGUACGCCACCUAAAGGGUCUGUCCAUAGGGGCGGUGACUCCCGGAGCGCCGCCACCACUCCUAAGUCGGCCAAAAAGAAAGGACCGAAAAAGUGGGUACCAUUAGAGCUACCGCUACCCCCACCGCCAGCCAAACCUCAUCGCACGAAGAGUUUGGCCGAAGAUCGCGAGAGAGGAGGCCGUGGAGGCAACGGUUCCGGCGGCGGUGCCCUACGGGAGCGACAACCGGAACGGGAGCCCCAAUCGGCGCCACCGCACGGGCCGUCCGGCGAUCGAAGGCCGCCCGUCCGCGACAGACACCGCGAAGACCGCUACCAUAACUCGUCCGGCGGUGAGAACUACUACUCCGACGAUCACUCGAAGGCUAGGGAUAGCGGCGGCGGACGCGCUGUCACGGGCGGCGGUGGACACCAUCGCAGUCACGAUAAUCACCACUCGGACAGAGCCGACGGCUAUGAUAAGCGGCGGCCGUCGGCUGGCAGUCGCCGAGGAGGAGGUCGUGGCGGUGGCCGCGGCUACGCAUCCAACGGGCCGUUUCAUCAGCGAUCGCGCAGUCAAGCGGACGCCAAACCCGUGGACUAUCCGACAGACAUCGCUUACUACGUGGACUUUACGCCUGUGGACGUGUCUGGGCUGACGGUGGGCGGCGCGCCGGCCGUAACCCCCUCUGUAGUGGGCGCUGCGGUGUCGGCCGCCGGCACACCCGGCUUCGUGGCGCCCUUCUUCACGCCCUUCCCCUCAGCCGCCUAUUUGGGUCUCGACUCGGAUCGGCUCCGGGAGUACGUGAGGCAACAGAUUGAGUACUACUUCAGCGACGAGAAUCUGCAGCGAGACUUCUUCCUGCGCCGGAAGAUGGACGCCAACGGCUUUUUGCCCAUCAGUUUGAUCUCGUCGUUCCAUAGGGUACAGGCGCUGACCCAAGACCCCCAAAUGGUGAUCGACUCGUUGAAGGCGUCGACGAUUGUCGAAGUGGUCGACGGCGUGAAGUUGAGGGCCAAAGUUGAUCCCGAAAAGUGGCCACUUUUGGAUAAUCUAAGCGCCGCCUCUGCCGGACUGCACGCCAACGUUCCCUCUUUCAUACCGGGCCAGCCCUAUGGCUACGGCUAUGGCGAAGUGUCGCCCCCGCCGUCCACUCAUCCAUACGGCAGCGCUGGCGAAGAGGCGGCCGCCGACGCCGAUAACGAGGCCGACAGCAAUGGUAACUCAAGCAACGGUGAUAAUGACAAUACUUCAGCGAAAGCGCGUGUCAGCGGAUCCAACACUAGUACAAGACAGUCAGCGGGAACUCAAUUGGCGGCACCGGCUGUGACGGUGAACACCACCAGCACUACUACUACUCCAACAGCACUACACACUGAUAGCAUAGGCGGCACCAGUACUCAGCCAAACGAUGCAGACGUUGUGAUAUCACAUGACAUAUCCGCUGAUGACGUUUUGGUAAACCAGAUGUCUGUUCAACAGAAGCACAACAACAACAGCAGCGAGAGCUCCGACAACAACAACGCCAUGAGCGCCAACAUUAGCCAUAACAAGAACUUAACCGCCGAUUGGCGUGAAGUGAAGUCCAAAAAAUUCAAGUCCCGAUCGCGACAGUCGUCCACUUCGGUCGGUGGCGGCACUCCCGGCGACGGCAGCGGUAAACACGGCUCGCGAUAUAUCGGCGACAUAUCCAGCGAAGAGUUGGCCUUCGCGUUCGACGAAGACAUUAACGCCGGCGACAUCUCUGGCCGCAGGAAUCAGUUCACCACCGCUUCCGACGCCGACGGUCUGGACAAUGAUUACGACUCGGACUACGAGAUCAGCGACACAGAAGUCGCCCGCAUUUUGGUUGUGACCCAAUCGAUACCCAGCGGUUCCCGCGCCGGCAAACACGAGGGCUACGACCGCACCGGCGACUGGACUACGCGCGUGAAACUCACUCAAGAGUUGGCCAAAGAGAUCAACGACGGCCUCUAUUACUACGAACAGGACCUGAUGUUUACCGACGCCGACGUUAAGCCGGAGCUUAAACCACAUAAAACGGUGGAACUGAUAUCGCAGGAGGCGUUCGAGAGGUUUGCCCCGAAUCGCGCCCAGAAGGUGAGGGGUGCGGCCGCUCAGCCCCCGCCGCCACCCCCUCCGCCCACUUACGAAGAGGAGUCGUUCCUCGAGAAGCACAUGGCCUCAGCGUCGCCAAAAGCCACGUCAGCGCCGGUGACGGCACCGGAGCCGCGAACGCCUAAAACGCCUCGCAAACGAUCGCCAGUAUCUGAUCCGCGUUUCUUCGCGGCGCCCGAACCGUCACACCAAACACCCGUACCGAAGGGUACGCCACGCAAACAGAAGACAAAGUACUCGUCCAAUCCGAUUGUCGAGCAACACGUGGGUUGGGUUAUCGACUCGCGGCACCAGUCGGCCGAUCAACUGUCGACAGACUCGGCUGGUGGUGGUCUUGGAGGUGGUGCUGGUGGUGCCGCCUCUGGCGACCAACUGUUGGUGGGUUCGGCGACCCAAUUGUCCACUAGUCUCGGGUCGACGCCCCAAUCACUGCCCGCCUUUGAACACCCGUCCCAUUCGUUGCUCAAGCAAAACGGUUUCACGCAAUUGGUGUACCAUAAGUACCGGUCCCGGUGUCUCAAAGACCGUAAACGAUUAGGUGUCGGUCAGAGCCAAGAGAUGAAUACACUGUUCAGGUUCUGGUCAUUCUUCCUGAGAGAGCACUUCAAUCGGCGGAUGUACGACGAGUUCCGGCGGACGGCUGUGGACGACGCCGGCGCCGGCUAUCGCUACGGUCUCGAGUGUCUCUUCCGGUUCUACUCAUACGGUCUCGAGAAACACUUCCGGCAGGACUUGUACGACGACUUCCAGACGGAGACCAUUCACGACAGUCAGUCAGGCGAAUUGUAUGGUUUGGAAAAGUUCUGGGCGUUCAGGAAGUACUUCAAGAACUCCAAGAGUCUGGAGAUCAACGACGUGUUGCGCAAGAAGUUAGACAAAUACAAGACUGUCGAUGAUUUUCGGAUAGAUGAUCAGUUGUCUUCGAGCGAUAAGUAA